AUGUUAGGCUGCGCAACGGGUAUCCGCGGGGCGGAUUAUGCUCUAGUGGAUAAUCCGUGCAUCCCAGGAGGUCAACAACAUUCCUCUGUCGAUGUUGGUAGUCCGAGUUGGCAGGAUUCGCGCGAAGAAGAAAUGAAUUAUUACUCGUUAUUUGCAGCUAGCGCAUUGCUGAUUGGAAAUGAUGAGUGGUCACCUCUGAAAAAUUCAAAGAAGUGGGGAUUAAAUAUAUUGCCAAUAUGGGUACAAGGGUCAGAUCAGAUGCGCUCUUAUAAUGGAGCAGAGGACAGCUGCCUCGAAAAGAAUUCCCGUCAAAUGGAAUUGUGA
Messenger RNA from Sclerotinia sclerotiorum 1980 UF-70, 324 nucleotides. RefSeq lists its product with no specific name. NCBI's taxonomy places the organism in Eukaryota, Fungi, Ascomycota, Leotiomycetes, Helotiales, Sclerotiniaceae. The record is from RefSeq and is a predicted model, not a curated record. Bases 1 to 324 code for a protein of 107 amino acids. The transcript has 4 exons.